Messenger RNA from Carassius carassius (crucian carp), 286 nucleotides. RefSeq names its product serine/threonine-protein kinase PAK 6. Gene Ontology annotation, biological process: protein phosphorylation; regulation of MAPK cascade; intracellular signal transduction. Gene Ontology annotation, cellular component: cytoplasm. The transcript is spliced from 3 exons. NCBI's taxonomy places the organism in Eukaryota, Metazoa, Chordata, Actinopteri, Cypriniformes, Cyprinidae. Gene Ontology annotation, molecular function: ATP binding; protein serine/threonine kinase activity. Bases 20 to 286 code for a protein of 88 amino acids. The record is from RefSeq and is a predicted model, not a curated record.
GUGUGUUCAGGUGGUGAUCAUGAGAGAUUACCAGCACAGGAACGUGGUGGAGAUGUUCAAGAGUGCUCUGGUGGAGGAGGAGCUGUGGGUCAUCAUGGAGUAUCUGCAGGGAGGAGCUCUAACAAACAUCGUGUCUGAGACCAGGCUGAGCGAGGAGCAGAUCGCCACCGUGUGUGAGGCUGUGCUGCAGGCGCUGGCGUAUCUCCACUCGCAGGGGGUCAUACACCGAGACAUCAAGAGCGACUCCAUCCUGCUCUCGCUGGACGGACGAAAUAAACAGAUGUGA